Phyllotreta striolata is the source of this 2565-nucleotide messenger RNA. NCBI's taxonomy places the organism in Eukaryota, Metazoa, Arthropoda, Insecta, Coleoptera, Chrysomelidae. The record is from the annotation of a GenBank genome assembly.
GUUACUUUGUCGAGGUUAUGUGUUCAAAUUUUUAAGAAUAAUAUUUUAUUUCAUACCAAAUGAAUAUUAAUUAGCAUUCGGGAAUUUGAUGUUAGCUUGUUCUGUUUAUUAGUUAAUAAUUUAUUCAACAAAAUUAAUCUAAAAUUGGCGAAAUUAGUUAAUAGUUAUCUCAACAGUGUAUAAACAAGUUCUGACAUGUCAGGACCUGCCUCUGCAGGAGCGGGAACCUCCGUCGAUUUCGAUGGAGAAGACGACGAUGAUAACAACCUCCCAAAUAUUCUUACUCAUCAUGAAAUUUCCAAGACAGACAAAUCAAACAGCCAAUCUUGUCUUGUAGUUUCCCAGCCGAAUAUAUCCAUACCGGUUAGUUUGCUCAUAGAAUCGCUUGUCAAGAACAUUUGCUCAAUUUUCGAGACUGAUCAGAAAAAAGCAGAAAAUAUGUAUAAAAUAAUUUGUGAUAAAUUGUACCAUAUGAAUCUUCUCAGUGAAAGUUACAGUAUGAACGAAUUCGAGGGUAUAAGAAGCCAAUAUCAGAGGGCUUUUAUUCAACUGUUGUCCUCCGUUAAAGACGACAAGUCUUUACCUCUCAGUCCCAUUUGGCCUAAGCCUGAUUUUAAUUCUCACUACCAUAGAGAAUUCGAAGAAGUCGAGUACAUCGCAGGUGGAGGCUUUGGUCAGGUUUAUAAAGUCAAGCACAAACUGGACGGAACGGAAUAUGCAGUAAAAAAAAUCUCCAUUCGCACAGAAGGCAUACAAUCCGUGAGGACUUAUUUAUCUGAAGUGAAAACUUUUGCCAGUAUGAAUCAUUCUAACAUUGUCCAGUACAAAGGCGCUUGGCUGGAAAUGGGAGCACCUACGAGCAAAAUCAUAGAGCAUAAGGAGUCCGAGAGCCUCACAUCAGUUACCCAAAUGACGGAAUACAUCUUUCACGAGGAGAGCACCCAGUCUUUUACGAAAACCCAAAAAGACGGUAGCACUGAUUUUCAAAUCGACUUUGAGCAUAGCAUUAGCGGGGCCAGUUCCAAAUCCAGACCAUCAAAUGGAUCAUCCAGGAGAAAGAAGAGGAAAAGUCUCUCGGAGGGCGCGGAAGAUUUGGCAUUAGAGAAGUUAGAUUUAAAGGAAAUUCAAAGAAUCAGAUCUCUCAAUAAAUCGAAGGUCAGAUGGGCAACGUUGUACAUCCAAAUGGCCCUUUGUCAUUCCACUUUGAAGCAAUGGUUGGAAAAGAGGAAUGAAGUUUCUGAUCCCGAAACGGCCAUAGUACCUCUAAACGGGACAUCGAUUAACACUGUCAAUCAAAUUUUUAUGCAGUUGUUAAAAGGACUUGAAUACAUUCACUCGAAGGGCGUAGUCCACCACGACAUCAAGCCGAGCAACAUCUUCAUUCAAAUCGAAAACGGGAGUUAUUUGAUACAAUUAGGCGACUUUGGAUUGGCCUGUCCCCUACAAAGCGUCCGUCACAGUCUGGCUUUCGGCACAAAACUAUACGCUGCCCCCGAACAGCUAGCCGGAAGUUGCAAUCCGAAGAGCGACAUGUACUCCCUGGGCAUCGUACUCUUCGAAUUGGUGCAGAACUUCCGAACGGAUAUGGAAAGAGUCGAGUACAUUUCGGAACUGCGCAAGGGCGGAAUGCCUUCGAACGUGCACGUGAAGCAUCCGCUGAUCGCCGAAGUCAUCGAAAAGCUGAUGGUUCGCAAUCCGGACUCGAGGCCCGACACUACGACGCUGAUCAGGGCCUACAAUUCCACGGAGAACGAGCAACUCAGGAUGCAGUUGGCGGAGAAGGAGGAGGAAAUACUGCACUUGAAGGAGCUGCUCAAAAUGCACGGCAUUAAGAGCAUUUAACUAAUUUGUGAUAGGUGUAUGGUAGGGUAGCACCGAUUACUUGUUAAUGAUAAGUUUUAAGAGAAUUUCGCAGGGGAAUCUCCGAAAUAUUUGUUCCAAAUACCUUUUAAAUUCGUAUGAUUUUCCAAUAAUUUUGCAGUAUGUUUUAUUUCUUCUCAAUUUUUUAAUUAAUCUUAAAUUUUUAUAAUUAUGCUUUAUUAUUAUCUGGUAAAUUUGUGAUUAUAUAUUUUAUGUUUAUACCGCUACAUCCUAUACAUCAUUUACUUCUGGUAAAAUUUGUAAUUGUUUAAGCAGGGUUUAUUAUACAAAUUUCAGCGACUGACUACUUAAAGUGAAAGUAAGGUGCUAUUCUAUAAAAUAGGCCAAAAUUGCUUCCAAGUUAAAAAUUUAAAGAUUAUUUUUGUACUCAUAGUACAACGUUUUUAAUAGACAAUCUGUUACGGUUUUAAUUGUCUGUAGGAUGGCUGCAAUUGGGGAAUAUAAAUUGCGCCAUUCAGACUGAUGUCUUUAAAAAACUUAACUCAGGAGCGUGAAUAUUAGUAUUUUUCUGUUGUGUCAGUCUAUAUUAUUUGACUUUAGAUAGUAAAAUAAAUCGAGUUUUAUUAUAUGAAGUCUCGACAGAAAGUGCACUUUUUGCAUUUUUUACAAUUGUUACUCUUUUAGAAAUUAAAAAGUGAUAUUUUCUGUAAAUAUUAUAUUUAUUGUUUUUUUGAUAAAAAUUUC